UGCAAGUAAGUGGGUACACUCCACGCGCCCGCACCGCGACUGAAACUGCCCUCAGUUUCGUCUCGCAGACCCGAUCUCCAUUCUUUCAACUCAUAUUCGAACAAAUUUGUUCACAAAACCCUUUCAAUCCUUAUUCCCCAUUUGGGUUUUCUCCACUUAGCAAUUCCACCCUCAAAAACUCAGAUAGUUCAAACCAAAUGGAUCAGAACGACGAUUGUGACAGCGGUCCUUUAGAAACGUACGCAUACGGUCUCUAUGGCCUGUUAGGAAACAUUUAUCGUAUUCGUGUUGGUGAGGAGUACCAGGCCGAAAUCCCAUCAUUGAUGACAUAUUUUAAGUAUCUUGAUCACAUCAAAAAACCCUUUGUUGAGGAGGAAGAAAGGAAGAUAGGAGGGUUGACCGCACCCAUUGACUUCUCGAUAGGAUUAGAUAUACCAGUUGUUUGGACCAAUCAAGAAAACAAGAACAGAAAAAAUGAUAAUGCUCUUGUUCCGGGGUGCGUCUUGGAAUCUUGGAGUGAAGUGGAGAAGGGUAGUUUUGUCCUCGGGAUGUAUAUUUUCAGGAAGGAUUUUGUUCGGUUAAGUAGGUUUAUGGAGAGUAAAAAGGUCGGUGAUAUAUUGUCAUAUUACUAUGGUAGUUUCUAUAGGUCUGAUGAAUAUAAAAGAUGGUCGGAACGUAGGAAAGCUAGACGAAAAAGGUGGAUAAUGGGCCAGAGGAUAUUUAGUGGUGUAAGACAACAGGAAUUUCUUGCGCGUUUGGUUCCUCGUGUAUCUCAAGAAUGCCAGAAUGAGCUCUUGGAGGUUUCUAGGACAUUUGGAGAUGCAAAGAUAUCGCUAGAACAAUACGUUUUCUCCAUAAAAACGUUAAUCGGGAUCGAAAAGUUUAUCGACGCAGUGGCGAUCGGAAAAGGUAAGCAAGACUUAACGGGAAACGCAAUCGAGCCUACUAAGCAAAACCAAGAAAUUCGCAUUCGUCCCGAAAUUCCAGUCGGAAAAGCGUGUUCUUCACUUACGUCAACAGAAAUCGUUCAGUUUCUUACGGGCGAUUAUCGGCUAAGCAAAAAUCGGUCCUACGAUUUAUUUUGGGAAGCUGUGUGGCCGAGAUUGCUUGCACGAGGGUGGCACUCGGAACAACCGAACGGGUACAAUUACGCUGCAAACGGGAAGAAUAAUUUGGUGUACUUAAUGCCAGGUGUCAAAAGGUUUUCGAGAAAACUCGUCAAAGGGGACGCUUAUUUGGAUUGUAUAACCGAUGUCUUAAACAAAGUUGCAUCGGACCCACAACUGAUCGAGAUUGAUAACGAAGAAAAUGGUGAAAAUGAAAUGAAAGUGGAAGACGAAGAGGAAAACGGGUUUGUUGAAAAACGGAAAAGCCAUUGUUAUCUACAACCUCGGGUUCCGAAACUGAAUCUUGGUAAUGUUCUAGUGAAGUUUACCGUGGUUGAUACGAGUUUGCGCGGUGGAAAGAUUUUCAGGGUUAGGGAAUUGGACGCCGUGAAGUUGAGUUUAACGUCUCGUUCGGAUGAGUCACAGAGUGAGUUGGUUUCUAGUGAUGUUUCGGAUUGUGAAAACGUGAUUCUUGUGGAUCGAGAAACGGAUGUUGAUCGUCAAAAGCCAGCCAAGAAACAGAAAACUUGUGAGGCAAGCAAGAAUCUUGAAAAACAAGAUGUGAAGACUGCCAACGGUUCAGAUAUGAUCGUUAAGAAAGCCAAAUUGAGCAGGAAACCGAGCCUAGAGAAUCACGUGCAUCACGCAAAAAGACGUAGGAGAUUAACGGCAUGCAGUCGUGUAGAUUCGAAGGCAGUUUCUAGCUUAGAUUCUCAUGUAGGUUCAUCGUCUCAGGCAAAUAAUAAUAAUCAUAAGUUGACAUCGAAUUUAAGUUUUACGUCAAGAUGCAGCUCUGUCGACACUGUCGAUGAACAAAAUCAGCCUCAACCGAUGAAUUUAAUCGAUUUGAACUAUCCCCAUGUGACCCCCGAGUUCGAAAACAAUGAACUUUUGACUGAAGUUAAAGACGAAAAAAUCGAGCCGGUCCCACCGAGCCAGUCCGAAAAUAUAGCGGGUCCCAAGGAUCAAGAAAACGGCGGUUCGAGGAGGCAUGGCACUCGAAACAGACCACCAACCGCUAAAGCAUUGGAAGCCAUUGCGAACGGGUUCUUGACUAUUCAUAGCAGGAAGGGGAGGAAAGAUAAACAAGAAUCGUUUUCAAGAAAUUACCAAAAUGCCCCUGGAGAAGUUGCGGUUAGAAGCGAGUGUAGUACAGGCGAUGCUUCUUCUGCCGUAAAAGGAGACGAUGAAAACGGUGAAGUUUAGAAAUGGUGGAAAACCGCAUUUGUAUAUGUUGCAGAGUUGAGUAAAGUCUUCAAGAUUCGAUUUUGAUGACGACCCAUUGAACGGAAAUGCUUGAGCUGUUACCCUGUUUCAGAUUCGGUUAGACCCGGUUUAUACUGUUUGACUUUUUUUUAUGUCUUUGACCUGGUAAGAUUUGAAUAGGUGAACUUUCUUGUGUUCUUGUUCAAACAAGUGUUUAUAGGAAUUUGACAGAUACAUAUAUGUGAAUCUAGCAUAUACAUUGCA
This is a messenger RNA of Helianthus annuus (common sunflower), 2576 nucleotides long. RefSeq lists its product as uncharacterized. NCBI's taxonomy places the organism in Eukaryota, Viridiplantae, Streptophyta, Magnoliopsida, Asterales, Asteraceae. Gene Ontology annotation, molecular function: transcription corepressor activity. The coding region runs from base 198 to 2312 and encodes 704 amino acids. Gene Ontology annotation, cellular component: nucleus. The record is from RefSeq and is a predicted model, not a curated record. The transcript has 3 exons.